This is a messenger RNA of Diaporthe amygdali, 639 nucleotides long. RefSeq lists its product as uncharacterized. Bases 1 to 639 code for a protein of 212 amino acids. The transcript is spliced from 2 exons. Lineage: Eukaryota; Fungi; Ascomycota; Sordariomycetes; Diaporthales; Diaporthaceae. The record is from RefSeq and is a predicted model, not a curated record.
AUGAACUUCGCACCCUACCAGGCCUCUGCCCCAGAGGAGUCCCGCUCGCCAGACACGGCGUCCCCUCGUGCCUCGUUAGACCGCCGUCCCUUCUCGCCCUCCACGUACCAGAAACGCUCGAACCAGGCCAGCCCACCGCCACUGCAACAUCCCCAGCCGCAGCGCAACUGGCAGGCCAGCGGAUACCGCAUCACGAGUCCAAACUACCAGGCGAGUCCAGCACCUGCUGGCGCUGCCCGGCCGGCGGAUGGAUACUUUGGCAACAUAAGCAGCGGCCUGGCUGCGGACAGGGAGGGCAUCAACGAGUUUGACACGAGUCUGGGCAUCAGGCUGGACUACGAGGCGUGCCUGGCUUACCUGGCACUGCCGCCGCUGGGGGCCAUUGUGCUGUUGAUUCUGGAGAGGAAGAGCGACUACGUUAGAUUUCACGCCUGGCAGUCGGCGCUUCUGUUCACAGCCGUAUUCGUCGUCCACCUCCUUUUCUCGUGGUCGGUGUUUCUCGGCUGGCUUCUCUUCCUCUGCGACCUCGGCUUGGUCGCAUUCUUGACGCUCAAGGCAUACCGUGAUGCGGACAUGUUGGACAGAUUCGAGGUACCAUUCUUUGGCCAUAUUGCGAGCAGGUUCGUGGAUGAGGAGUAG